CGGCACCAUGGGCAACUGGCUGGUCAACCACUGGUUCUCGGCCGCUGUCGUCGCCGCCUGGCUGGGCAUCAACAUCUUCCUCUUCACGUACUAUUUUCUGUUCUUCGACCGCAAUGAGCAGUACUUCUACACCAGGGAGAUCCUCGGGUCUGCCCUGGCAUGGGCCCGGGCCUCGGCCAAGUGCCUGAACUUCAACAGCAUGUUGAUCCUGCUGCCCGUGUGCCGCAACCUGCUCUCCUUCCUGCGCGGGACCUGCGCCUGCUGCAGGCGCACGCUGAGGAAGCAGCUCGACCACAACCUCGCCUUCCACAAGCUGGUGGCCUACGCGCUGGCGCUCUUCACGGCCGUGCACACCAUCGCCCACCUCUUCAACCUGGAGCGCUACAACUGCAGCCAGCAGGCCCCGGGCGGCAGCCUGGCCGCCAUCGUCUCCAAGCUGCACCUGCAGGGCAACAACUGGCUCAACCCCAUCCACUCCAACCACACGACCCCCGAGUACGUGGCCUUCACCACCAUCCCGGGGCUGACGGGAGUCAUCAUCACGCUGGCGCUCAUCCUCAUGGUGACGUCCUCCACCGAGUUCAUCCGCAGGAACUACUUUGAGGUCUUCUGGUACACGCACCACCUCUUCAUCGUCUACUUCGCCGGCCUCAUCAUCCACGGCAUCGCUGGGCUGGUGCGCGGGCAGACCCCGCAGAGCAUGCGGGAGGCGCCGCCGCGGCUCUGCGCCCCGUGCCUGCUGGACCGGGACUGCGGAUACUGCUGCUGCAAAGAGCCCGAGUUCGGGAGCAUUCCUGCCGAGUCCUGGAAGUGGGUUCUGGCCCCGGUCAUCCUCUACAUCUUCGAGCGGCUCCUCCGUAUCUGGCGUGCUCGGCAGAAGGUGGUGGUCACCAAGGUGGUCAUGCACCCCUCCAGAGUGCUGGAGCUGCAGCUGCAGAAGAAGGGCUUCCGCAUGGAGGUGGGGCAGUACAUCUUCGUCAACUGCCCCGCUGUCUCGCUCCUGGAGUGGCACCCCUUCACCCUCACCUCGGCGCCCGAGGAGGACUUCUUCUCCAUCCACAUCCGUGCGGCCGGCGACUGGACGGAGGGCGUCAUCGACACCUUCCAGCAGCGGACAGAGAUGCCCAGGAUCAAGGUGGACGGCCCUUUCGGCACGGCCAGCGAAGACGUGUUCCAGUACGAGGUGGCCAUGCUGGUGGGAGCAGGCAUCGGGGUCACCCCCUUUGCCUCCAUCCUCAAGUCCAUCUGGUACAAGUUCCAGCAUGCUGACCAGGCCCUCAAGACCAAGAAGAUCUACUUCUACUGGCUCUGCCGGGACACGGGGGCCUUCGCCUGGUUCAACGACCUGCUUGCCUCCCUGGAGCAGAAGAUGGCCGAGUCGGGCAAGGCUGACUUCCUCACCUACCGGCUCUUCCUCACGGGCUGGGACACCAGCAUUGCCAACAACGCAGCGCUCAACUUCGACACUGUCACGGACACGGUGACCGGCCUGAGGCACAAAACCAUCUUCGGGAGGCCAAUGUGGAACACGGAGUUCGCGGCGGUGGCCACGGCCCAUCCCAGGUCCGUGGUCGGCGUGUUCCUGUGCGGGCCGGAGGCCUUAGCCAAGAGCCUGCAGCGGUCUUGUCACCAGCACUCCAGCCUGGACCCCAGGAAGGUCCAGUUCUACUUCAACAAGGAAAACUUCUAA
Molecule: messenger RNA, 1690 nt
Organism: Nothoprocta perdicaria
Lineage: Eukaryota; Metazoa; Chordata; Aves; Tinamiformes; Tinamidae
Gene: NOX1
Product: NADPH oxidase 1
Exons: 13
Coding region: 8-1690 (560 amino acids)
Biological process (GO): superoxide anion generation; defense response
Cellular component (GO): plasma membrane; NADPH oxidase complex
Molecular function (GO): superoxide-generating NAD(P)H oxidase activity
Source: RefSeq, a predicted model, not a curated record